ACCCCGCCCCCUGCUGCUGCCAGUCUGCGCCGGGCGGCGGCGGCGACCGAGCCCGGAACAUGGCGGCCGCGGCGCGCAGCUUCGGGCCCGAACCGGAGGCCGAGCCGGCCAAGGAGGCUCGCGUCGUGGGCUCUGAGCUCGUGGACACGUAUACGGUUUACAUCAUCCAAGUCACUGAUGGGAGCCAUGAAUGGACAGUCAAGCACCGCUACAGUGAUUUCCAUGACCUACAUGAAAAGCUUGUUGCAGAGAAGAAGAUUGAUAAAAGUCUGCUUCCGCCCAAAAAGAUAAUUGGGAAAAACUCGAGGAGCUUGGUGGAAAAGAGGGAGAAGGAUCUGGAGGUCUACCUCCAGACACUCCUGGCCACCUUCCCUGAUGUGGCCCCUCGAGUGCUGGCCCACUUCUUGCAUUUCCACUUCUACGAGAUUAAUGGCAUCACUGCAGCACUGGCUGAGGAGCUUUUUGAAAAAGGAGAACAGCUCCUGGGGGCCGGUGAGGUCUUUGCCAUCGGGCCCCUGCAGCUCUAUGCGGUCACUGAGCAGCUGCAGCAGGGAAAGCCCACGUGCGCCAGUGGGGAUGCCAAGACUGACCUGGGGCACAUCCUGGACUUCACCUGUCGCCUUAAGUACCUUAAGGUUUCUGGCACAGAAGGACCUUUUGGGACCAGCAACAUUCAGGAGCAGCACCUGCCUUUUGAUCUGUCAAUAUUCAAGUCUCUUCAUCAGGUUGAGAUAAGUCACUGUGAUGCCAAGCACAUCCGGGGGCUGGUCUCAUCAAAGCCCACCUUAGCCACAAUGAGCGUCUGCUUCUCAGCAACCUCCAUGAAGGAAGUCCUUGUUCCUGAAGCCUCAGAAUUUGAUGAGUGGGAGCCAGCAGGGGCAGCCCUGGAGGGCCCUGUGACUGCCAUCAUCCCCACAUGGCAGGCGCUGACUGCUCUGGACUUGAGUCACAACAGCAUCUCCGAGAUCGACGAGUCUGUGAAACUUAUUCCAAAGAUUGAGUUCCUGGAUCUGAGUCACAAUGGAGUGCUAGUUGUGGAUAAUCUGCAGCACCUAUAUAACCUUGUGCACCUGGACCUGUCCUACAAUAAGCUCUCCUCCUUGGAAGGCGUUCACACCAAACUGGGCAACAUUAAGACCCUGAACCUGGCGGGCAACCUCCUGGGGAGUCUGCGUGGCCUGCACAAGCUCUACUCUCUGGUCAACUUGGAUCUCAGCAACAACAGAAUCGAGCAGAUGGAGGAGGUCAGGAGCAUUGGCAGCCUCCCGUGUCUGGAGCACGUGGCUCUGCUGAACAACCCUCUGAGCAUCAUCCCAGACUACCGGACCAAGGUGCUGGCUCAGUUUGGAGAGCGGGCGUCUGAGGUCUGUCUGGACAACACAGUGACCACAGAGAAGGAGUUGGACACAGUGGAAGUGCUAAAAGCGAUUCAGAAAGCCAAGGAGGUCAAGUCCAAACUAAGCAACACUGAGAAGAAGGUCGGUGAGGAUUCCAGGCUCUCUGCUGCCCCCUGCAUCAGACCCAGUGGCUCCCCUCCCACCGUGGCUCCCACCUCAGCCUCCCUGCCCCAGCCUAUUCUCUCCAACCAAGGAAUCAUGUUCGUGCAAGAGGAGGCCCUGGCCAGCAGCCUCUCAUCCACAGACAGUCUGACUCCCGAGGACCGGCCCAUUGCCCGGGGCUGCUCCGAUUCCUUGGAGUCCAUCCCUGCGGGACAGGCACUUUGCGAUGAGAUAAGGGAUGUGCCGGGGGCUGUUGGUGGUGCAAGCCCGGAGCACUCAGAGCCAGAGGUCCAGGUGGUGCCUGGUUCCGGCCAGAUCAUCUUUCUGCCCUUCACCUGCAUUGGCUACACUGCUACCAACCAGGACUUCAUCCAGCGCCUGAGCACGCUCAUCCGGCAAGCCAUUGAGCGGCAGCUGCCUGCUUGGAUCGAGGCUGCCAACCAGCGAGAGGAGGGCCGAGGCGAGCAGGGCGAGGAGGAGGAGGAAGAGGAGGAGGAGGAUGUUGCCGAGAACCGCUACUUCGAAAUGGGGCCCCCGGACGUGGAGGAAGAGGAGGAGGGUGGGCCAGGAGAGGAAGAGGAGGAAGAGGAGGAAGAGGAGGAGGAGGAGGAGGGCGAGGAGGGCGAGGAGGAGAGGCUGGCUCUGGAGUGGGCCCUAGGCGCAGAUGAGGACUUCCUGCUGGAGCACAUCCGCAUCCUCAAGGUGCUCUGGUGCUUCCUGAUCCAUGUGCAGGGCAGUAUCCGCCAGUUCGCCGCCUGCCUCGUGCUCACAGACUUUGGCAUUGCGGUCUUCGAGAUCCCGCACCAGGAGUCCAGGGGCAGCAGCCAGCACAUCCUCUCCUCCCUGCGCUUUGUGUUCUGCUUCCCGCAUGGCGACCUCACCGAGUUCGGCUUCCUCAUGCCGGAGCUGUGCUUGGUGCUCAAGGUGCGGCACAGUGAGAACACGCUCUUCAUCAUUUCAGAUGCCACCAACCUGCACGAGUUCCACGCUGACCUGCGCUCGUGUUUCGCACCACAACACAUGGCCAUGCUGUGCAGCCCCGUGCUCUAUGGCAGCCACACCAGCCUGCAGGAGUUCCUGCGCCAGCUGCUCACCUUCUACAAAGUGGCGGGUGGCUGCCAGGAGCGCAGCCAAGGCUGCUUCCCCGUCUACCUGGUCUACAGUGACAAGCGCAUGGUGCAGACAGCUGCCGGGGACUACUCGGGCAACAUCGAGUGGGCAAGCUGCACGCUCUGCUCAGCCGUGCGGCGCUCCUGCUGUGCCCCCUCUGAGGCGGUCAAGUCCGCCGCCAUCCCCUACUGGUUGCUGCUCACACCCCAGCACCUCAACGUCAUCAAGGCCGACUUCAACCCCAUGCCCAACCGCGGCACCCACAACUGUCGCAACCGCAACAGCUUCAAGCUCAGCCGUGUGCCGCUCUCCACCGUGCUGCUGGACCCCACACGCAGCUGCACACAGCCACGGGGCGCCUUCGCUGAUGGCCAUGUGCUCGAGCUGCUGGUGGGCUACCGCUUUGUCACUGCCAUCUUUGUGCUGCCCCACGAGAAGUUCCAUUUUCUGCGAAUCUACAACCAGCUGCGAGCCUCACUGCAGGACCUGAAGACCGUGGUCAUCGCCAAGACCCCUGCGACCGGGGGCAGGCCUCAGAGCCCCCUCGCGGAUGGCCAGCCCACAGAGGGUAGGGCCAGAUGCAGCGAUGACCAGCAUCUCCAGGAGGCCCUGGAAGAAGUUCCAGCCCCAGGUCCAGUCCCAGCUCUGGCCCCAGCAGAGGCCCCAGGCCUGGCAAAGAUCCCAGCUCCAGCGGAGGCCUCAGAGCCAGCUUUGGUCCUGCCAGAGGCCCCCACAGAGGCUUCUGCCUCAGAGGAGACCCCAGCAGAGGCCUCAGCAGGGGCCUCAGUCCCGGCCCUAGCAGAGGGCACAGCACAAGCUGAGGCCCCUGCCCAGUACCCAAGUGAACGCCUGAUCCAGUCCAUGUCGGAGGAGAAUCAGAUUCCCUCGCACCUGCCUGCCUGCCCGUCCCUCCAGCACAUUGCCAGUCUGCAGGGGAGUGCCGUCGUCGAGUUCUUCCACAACAGCGUUGCUGAGGUGGAAAAUGAGGAGCUGCGACACCUCCUGUGGUCAUCAGUGGUGUUCUACCAGACCCCGGGGCUGGAGGUGACAGCCUGCGUGCUGCUCUCCACCAAGGCUGUGUACUUUGUGCUGCAUGACGGCCUCCGCCGCUACUUUUCUGAGCCGCUGCAGGAUUUCUGGCAUCAGAAAAACACCGACUACAACAACAGUCCAUUCCACAUCUCCCAGUGCUUUGUUUUAAAACUCAGCGACCUGCAGACAGUCAACGUUGGGCUUUUCGACCAGUAUUUCCGGCUGACUGGUUCCUCCCCGGCGCAGGUGGUUACAUGCUUGACGCGGGACAGCUACCUGACACACUGCUUCCUCCAGCACGUCAUGGCUGUGCUGUCCCUGCUAGAACGCACACCCUCUCCUGAGCCUGUCGACAAAGACUUCUACUCUGAGUUUGGAAACAAGACCACAGGAAAAGUGGAGAACUACGAGCUGAUCCACUCGAGCCGCGUCAAGUUCACCUACCCCAGUGAGGAGGAGAUCGGGGACCUGACGUUCACUGUGGCCCAGAAGAUGGCUGACCCAGAGAAGGCACCGGGCCUCAGCAUCCUGCUGUACGUGCAAGCUUUCCAGGUGGGCAUGCCACUACCUGGGCGCUGUAGGGGCCUGCUGCGCCCCAAGACAUUGCUGCUCACCAGCGCCGAGAUCUUCCUUCUGGAUGAGGACUUCGUCCACUACCCGCUGCCCGAGUUCGCCAAGGAGCCUCCACAGAGGGACCGGUACCGACUGGAUGAUGGCCGCCGCGUCCGGGACCUGGACCGCGUGCUCAUGGGCUACCAGACAUACCCGCAGGCCCUCACCCUGGUCUUUGAUGAUGUUCAGGGCCACGACCUCAUGGGCAGCGUCACCCUGGACCACUUUGGGGAGGAGCCAGGGGGCCCAGCCAGAGCUGGCCAGGGCCGCGAGGUCCAGUGGCAAGUGUUCAUCCCUAGCGCUGAGAGCCGCGAGAAGCUCAUCUCGCUGUUAGCCCGCCAGUGGGAGGCUCUGUGCGGCCGGGAGCUGCCCGUGGAACUCACUGGCUAGCUCACCGUGUCUGGCCUGGUGUCCACUCAGGGCGGGAAAGGAGGCUUUCUUUGUUCUUUUAAAAAUGUUUUCUUCUCUCUUGGUACCUUCAUUUGACUGUCCUCCCAGAGAAUGUGAACUGUGUGUUCAAUUGGUUCUGUCUUGAGAGUGAAAGUGCCGGCCCCUCCAGGGUCUCCGGGUACCAUCAGCUUCCCGUGGAUCUGUCUGUCCCUGGUGCCACGUGGCCGGGCACACCAGUGUCGUAUCUUCUGUCGUGGGACUGUUGUUAACGUUGCACCGUGGUUCUGGAUUACUCUUUUACACGUCCUUUCCUGAGAUGUCAAGUCGUCUUGUUACUGUUGUUGUCAUUGUGGGCACCUGCUGCUAAUUAUGAAGCUGGCCGCACAGUGCACAUUGAAAGCUCCUGCCCUGUGCAGUUUUCCAAAGGGGAAGCCUCUCCGGGACCAGACAAGUGGGAAUGAGAGCCCUGUGGGGCAGGAGUCCCCCAGGCCUUGAGGCUGAGAGGGCUGGGGGUAGGGGACCUACAGCUGCCAGCCCCAAGUGUGAUUCCUGUUGCCUAUUUUCUCUAUUCCAUAAAGCCAAGUUUGACACA
This is a messenger RNA of Phacochoerus africanus (Common warthog), 5235 nucleotides long. RefSeq names its product nischarin (gene NISCH). Gene Ontology annotation, cellular component: cytoplasm. The transcript has 21 exons. Lineage: Eukaryota; Metazoa; Chordata; Mammalia; Artiodactyla; Suidae. Gene Ontology annotation, molecular function: phosphatidylinositol binding; integrin binding; protein kinase binding. The coding region runs from base 60 to 4643 and encodes 1527 amino acids. The record is from RefSeq and is a predicted model, not a curated record.